AUUUUCAUCCACAAAAAUUAAAUGUUUAGAAAUAAUGUGGGUCCAAUAUCCUGAAAUGUCUAGAACUUCGCGCCUUUAAGCUUCACCAUCACCGAGCCGCUUAGGUCGGUUUUCAUCUCUCCCUCCAAAUUCCACCUUAUAAUCCUCAUUUAAUCCCACCUCUUCAACCCUUUAUUCAAAAUUCCCCCUAAAAAUAUUUAGGCAAGAUUUAGGGUUCAUCAAUUCCUCAUUGAAAAACCCACCUAAUUUUGAUCAUAAUUGAAGAAUUAAAGUGGAAACUGAAAUAAAAUGAAUGAGUUCAAGAAAAUCUGUGCUGAUUGCAAAACCACAAGAACUCCACUGUGGAGAAGUGGUCCUCAUGGUCCUAGGUCACUCUGUAAUGCUUGUGGAAUCAAAUACAGGAAGAAGAAGAUGGCUGAUGACGAACAACACCAACACCAACAACAAAGACAACCCAGUUCAGAAACCAGGAGAGAGAAACAAUCAAGCAGCAGAAGUGGUGAUUAUGAUGAAAAUCGAGUGAAUGAUCAGGUCUUGAAAAGGGGUUAUAGUAAUAUGGGAAACAGGAUAUUUGCUCAACGAUCAUCUUUGUCGUCUUCUUCGUCUUCGUCUUCACAGUUGAAGAAACAGAGAAGUAGCAGUGAAGAGAGUAGUAUCACCAUCAAUAGUAAGAGAAGUUUGGGGGAGGUGGAGCAAGCUGCUGUAUUGCUCAUGUCUUUGUCUUGUGGUUCUUGUUUUGCUUAAUUAAUUGUCAAAUGAUCAAAUUACACGAUCAAAAUGACUUAGUUAUAUAGGAAUUAUUACUAUGUUUGUUGGUUGUUGGGUUUUGUUUGAUGUGGGAGGGGAUUUAGUGAAGAAUGUUUAGGCAAAAUGAUAGUGACAAAAGGUGCUAAUUAUUUGUGGCUUUUAAAUGCUAAACUUAAUUGUAACCUUUUUGUGCAUAUAUAAUGUUGAUAAAUGUAGUUUAAUUCCUUUAUGUAA
This is a messenger RNA of Spinacia oleracea (spinach), 981 nucleotides long. RefSeq names its product GATA transcription factor 16. Bases 289 to 744 code for a protein of 151 amino acids. Gene Ontology annotation, molecular function: zinc ion binding; sequence-specific DNA binding. NCBI's taxonomy places the organism in Eukaryota, Viridiplantae, Streptophyta, Magnoliopsida, Caryophyllales, Amaranthaceae. The transcript has 2 exons. The record is from RefSeq and is a predicted model, not a curated record. Gene Ontology annotation, biological process: regulation of DNA-templated transcription.